AUGCAAUUUGUCCAUCUGUCCAUCUGUCCAUCUGACACUCAGAAUGUCGGCUGGGACUUGCCACAUGGACACUCAUUGCAGGCACGCUGCAAAGAUCUAGGCAUGUACAAACUACUUGGCGAAUCGCGCGUGCUCUGCUCGAACGGUUUGUGGGCACCGCGUAUGCCGUCCUGUGUGCCCACCACCUUGCUGACCAAUUUCUCCGACGAUAGUGCACCCUCUAUUCGGAUCAAAGUCUUCAAUGGCUCUGGCGCAUUUGAACCAUCGGGCGUUAUGGCCGUAUUACCGCAGAGCACAAUUCUUUUGGAUUGCAUGUAUCCACGUGUGCGUGGUAUACCCGAGUGGACUUGGACCAGCUGGUACCAGCAAUAUGCAACUGGUUGGUCACACGAAGAUAAAAAUCUACGCUAUCGCCUAACAAUUAAGGACAUACAAAACAGUGAUUCCGGCACAUUUACGUGCACUUCACCGCGCGGCUUGACCAAUAGCAUUGCAAUCGUUGUGGCCACCUCGACAUGUCCGCAGCUACCAGAACCGGUGUCGCCGCUCACGCUACGCUUGGAGGGUAAUAAGCUCGGACAGCGCGCCAUGUAUCGCUGCCCUCCAGGUUAUCGCAUCGAUGGUAUUGCGAAUGCAACGUGCUUAGCCUCGGGUAAUUGGUCAUCGCCGCCGCCCACUUGUCAGGCUGUGCAGUGUCCCCGUUUGGCAUUGGACGAUCCCCAUUUGAGUUUGGUCGAGUUGAAUACGUCGGCGUGGGGGCGGGCGAUGUUCAAAUGCCAGUGGGGCUUUAAGCUGACCGGCCCGCCGAGACUGGACUGUGAGCCGACGGGCGUGUGGAGUGGCCCAGUACCGCGUUGCAAAGCCAUCCAAUGUUCGACGCCGGUGGCGCCGCUAAAUGGACGAAUCGGUGGUACCAAUUUAAAUCAGCGUCGUCUCACUGUCGGCGCUUUGGUCACAUUCAGCUGCAACGAGGGACACACGCUGAUCGGCGAGCCAAGCAUCAUAUGCACAGAGACUGGACUCUGGUCGCAUUCGCCACCAUUUUGUCAAUCACAAUGUCCCUACCCCGGCGAUCCACCAAAUGGUCUAAUAGCGCCGCUCAAAUUCAAUUAUGAUUCCGGCGAUUACCUGAGCGUUCAAUGUCGUCCAGGCUUUGUGCAGUACAGUGAGAAUGGUCCGCCCGAACGUCCGAAAUGUCAACCGGAUGGUAAUUGGUCCGGUCCGGUGCCCAAAUGUCGCAGCUAUGAGGAAGUGUAGCUAAUCAAAAUGGCGGACAUGAUGAUGCCGGAAUCAUCUGAUGAGUCCACGCAACUACAAUAUCAGCGUGAAUAAAAACAACAACAACAACAAGAAGAAAAUUGGCUACGGUAUUAGCAGCGCAUAUCUAUGUACAUCAAAUGUAGAUAAUACGUACAUAUGUAUGUAUGAGUAUGCAGUUAAAUGAAGCGUAUAAAAGUCGGACUAUAUAGGCAAAACAGCAACAACAACAACAACCACAACAAAUAUUUAUGGUCAUAAUUUCAGAUUUGUAUGUAGAAAAAGCGAUAAAAAAAAAACAAAAAAAUAACAACAAAUGUUGGCGAAUAAAACAACAG
This is a messenger RNA of Rhagoletis zephyria (snowberry fruit fly), 1595 nucleotides long. RefSeq names its product locomotion-related protein Hikaru genki-like. Gene Ontology annotation, biological process: cell adhesion. The record is from RefSeq and is a predicted model, not a curated record. Gene Ontology annotation, cellular component: membrane. Lineage: Eukaryota; Metazoa; Arthropoda; Insecta; Diptera; Tephritidae.